This is a messenger RNA of Sciurus carolinensis (gray squirrel), 2636 nucleotides long. It is a transcript of the gene Tnfrsf13b, whose product is annotated as TNF receptor superfamily member 13B. The transcript is spliced from 6 exons. Gene Ontology annotation, molecular function: protein binding. Lineage: Eukaryota; Metazoa; Chordata; Mammalia; Rodentia; Sciuridae. Gene Ontology annotation, cellular component: plasma membrane. The coding region runs from base 218 to 1009 and encodes 263 amino acids. The record is from RefSeq and is a predicted model, not a curated record.
CAGGAAGCGCAGCCCAGGCACUAAUCAAAUCUAGGGCUAAUAAUAAACAUCCUGAGUAAUGAGUGGCCGGGGCCAGAGCAGGCGAGGUGGCCGGAGCUGGCGGGCAGGCAGAGGAGCAGUGUGCUGGUUCUGGAACCCAGGGCCCUGUGCAUGCUAGGCAAGUGCUCUGCCACUGAGCUACACCCCUGAGCUCCACAGGGCCUGUGGCUGGCUGGCUAUGGGAUCCUGCCCCAAAGAGCAGUACUGGGACUCUCUGCUGAAGAGCUGCAUCUCCUGCAAGUCGACCUGUGACCAUCGGAGCCUGCGCCCCUGCACAGCCUUCUGCAAGUCACUCAGUUGCCACAAGGAGCAAGGCAAAUAUUAUGACCAUCUCCUGAGAGAUUGCAUCAGUUGCAUCUCCAUCUGUGGACAGCACCCCAAGCAAUGUGAAUAUUUCUGUGAGAACAAACUCAGAAGUCAAGUGAACCUUCCACCAGAACUCAGGAGGCAGCAGACUGGGGAGACGGAAACCAGGUCAGAUAACUCGGGAAGGUACCAAGGACUGGAGCACAGAGGCUCAGAGGCAGGUCCAGUCCUUCUAGGAUCGAAGCUGAGCCCCGAACAGCUGGCCCUAGUCUACAGCACACUAGGGCUCUGCCUCUGCGCCAUAGUCUGUUGCUUCCUGGUGGCGUUGGCCUGCUUCCUCAAGAGGAGGGGAGAUCCACUCUCCAGCCAGCCCCCCAAGGGGCCGUGCAGAGCCCGGAUCAAGUCCUCCCAGGACGCCGCGAUGGAAGCUGGGAGCUGUGCGGGGGCGCCGCCCGAACCGGUGGAGACUUGCAGUUUCUGCUUCCCGGAGCGCAGGGCGCCCACCCAGGAGAGCGCGGGCGUGCUGGGGAUUCCGGAUGCCGCGGGCCGGGGCUGCGGGGUGCACCACGCGGGGACCGCCUCCCCGCAGCCCUGGGCGCGCACUGCCAAUGGCGGUUUUGGCGUCGUGUGCGCGCCCGCCCUGGACGGGGUUCCUGGCGAAUGAAAGCUGGGUGGCCAAGACGCAGGUAGAGGAGGGAGAUGAGGAAAGAGGAAGAGAUGGAAAGAGACUACAGAGGGAGUGAGAGACGGGGAGGGAAUGAGGAAGAGAGAGACCGCAAGAAAUCGAAAGAAGGAAGUUGAGACCGAGAGGAAAUAGGAAUGGUGAGAGGUGCCAGAGUGGGAACUCGGACAUUCUUUAACCCCUUUCCGUGCAAACCGUGUCACCAUCACCAUAACACACACGCAAUAAAGUUAUCUGUGCAUGCUAUUCACGGCUCCAAGAGCCCUUUUCCCUAUAAAAUAAACAUCCCGCCUCUCCCACGGGAUCUUGGUGUGUCUUUCUAUCUGAAGAACGAAGGCGUCCAGCCCUCACCUUCCUUGGCACAGGUUUCACCAAAUGCAGCUGUGGGUCGACCUGGGGCGCUGACAAUCUUCUCAGAUUGCUGGUCGGCCUGGCUCUCUUUAAAUGCAUUCUACUGUCAUGUAUAACUAAUUAGAAAAAAUUUUUAAAAAUUUUUAAAAAGAGGGAGAGCAGAGAAAGAUGGAAGAAUGGUCUGCAGAAAGGUAGGUGUCGCCAACAUCUGGAGAAGUAGGGACUUGAGUGUCUACUUUUUUUCACAAACAACAAAUUCUCUUCCAUGCCUCCUUGGUGAGGGCAUGAAAGUACAAAGCGUGUGUAUAUGUAUGCACAUGCAUGCACAGGCCUGGAGGGCAGUUGGAGCUGAAGGUAGCAAAACUCUCAGAAAGAAGGAUGGGUGUUCACUGGACCCCAGCUGGAGAUCGUUUUCUUUUGCAUCCAUUUUAAAAUUAGCAUUUAAGCCUAUAGUUUUGGUAGCAUUUAAACCUUGAGUUGUGCAACUAUUCUUAGAAGCAUUUACACAGCAAGGUAAGUACAUGAUUAUGUAAGUUGAAAUCUCUCAUGCUGCACCACCCAAGGGUAUGCAGCAGAACUACACUCGCCGAAGGGCCAUGGGGCAUACUUUGGGAAACAUGGACAGGCAUCCUGCUGCUCUAACGCUCUCUCUUCUCACCAUCAGUGGGCAGAUAGGCUAUGCAUCUGCUAGGGCCGCCAUUCCAAGUGCCAUGUUACUGGACUGCUUCAGCAAAAGAGUUGUUCAUGAUUUUGGAGACUGGAAGUCUGAGGUCAAGGUGUCAGCAGAAUUGGCUCCUGAGGCUAUCUGGCGAGGACCAUCCUAGGCCUUUCCUUGGCUUAUAGGUGUCCUUCCUCCUUUCUCUCUUCUCCUCAUCUUCCCUCUGUCUCUGGGUUCAAAUUUCCCUUUUAUAAGGACACCAGUCAUAUUGGAUUGGGAUCCACAAUAAUGACUUUGUUUUCACUUUUCUGUAAAGACCCUAUCUCCAAACAAGGUUACAUGAAGCACUGGGGAUAAGGACUUCAACAUAUGAGAUUUGGGGGACAAAUUCCACAAAUUCCACCCACAACACUGGCCCUCCAUGAUACCACCUCUGUUUCAUUUUUAUGUCCAGACAAGCUGGCAUCUAAAAACAUAGCUGCCAAGAGCACUUGCCUUCCCUUGUCCAGUGAGCCCACUUGGCAAAUGGUCCAUCUUGGCUGCAUUGUUUCUGCACUACCACACCUACUGCAAGCAGCUUCCUUUCUUGUAGCAGGGUUG